This is a messenger RNA of Thamnophis sirtalis, 1014 nucleotides long. The record is from RefSeq and is a predicted model, not a curated record. Lineage: Eukaryota; Metazoa; Chordata; Lepidosauria; Squamata; Natricidae.
ACAUCGACGAGUGCGCCCGAGACCUUGACCUCUGCCAGCCGCACGGGGUAUGCGAGAACACCGAGGGCUCCUUCGUGUGCGUGUGCGACGAGGGAUUCACGCUCGCCAAAGACCAGCAGAGUUGCGAAGAGCUUCCCCACCAUAAAAAGGAGUGUUACCUGAACUUUGAUGACAGCGUGUUUUGCGAUAGUGUGCUGGCCACCAACGUCUCUCGCCAGGAAUGCUGCUGCUCGCUCGGGGCCGGCUGGGGGGAUCACUGCGAGAUCUAUCCAUGCCCCGUUCUCAACUCGAUUGAGUUCCACACUCUGUGCCCAGACGGCAAAGGGUUCAUCCUGGAUGAGACCAUCCUGAACUACGGCAUUCCAACGCAUCGAGACAUCGACGAGUGCUCCCUGUUUGGUGAAGAGAUCUGCAAGGAAGGGAAAUGCGUGAACACCCAGCCAGGUUACGAGUGUUACUGCAAGCAGGGUUUCUACUACGACGCCAACCUUCUGGAGUGUGUUGAUGUGGAUGAGUGUUUGGAUGAGUCCAACUGUGUGAACGGACGCUGCGAAAACACUCGGGGCGGUUUCCACUGUGCCUGCCCAGCCUCCACCACCUACGACGGGGCCCAGAAGAAGUGCAUCCCCACCAGCAAAAUCGACAAAGUGACCGAUCGGCGGGACGUCUGCUGGCAACUCCGGGGCGAAGACGGGAUGUGUUCGUCGCCUUUCGGUGGCCAACAGUUGACAUACGAGGAAUGCUGCUGCCGCCAUGGCAAAGGGUGGGGUAACCAGUGCCACGCCUGCCCGCCACGCAGCCCAGGGUCCAACUGCCAAUCUGCUCCAAGCGAAAGCAAUUCCUUCUGGGACUUCAGCACCUCGUUCGGGGCGGUGCAUAAAGAGGCUGACAGUUCAGAAGAGGACUCGGACGAAUGCCGCUGCCUGAAUGGGCGCUGCGUCCGCACCCAGCAGGGCUCUGUGUGCGAAUGUCCCACCGGCUUCCAGCUGGACAGCACUCGCACCCGCUGCCUAG